UUGUCCAAUACCACACCCAAAUAUUACAUUUUGCAAUAUGGCUUUAGUAGUUUCUAUUAAAUUUUGGUUGCUAUUUAUUACAUGUGUGAUUGGGAUAGCUUCAGCUGAGUUAUCAAAUGAUUUCUAUGAUAAAAGUUGUCCUAAAGUUCUUCGCACAAUUAGGAAAAUAGUUGAAAAGGCUGUUUCCAAUGAGAGCCGCAUGGGAGCUUCUUUGCUACGACUCCAUUUCCAUGACUGUUUUGUUCAAGGAUGUGAUGCAUCAGUAUUGUUAGACGACACAGAAAAUUUCACAGGUGAAAAGAAUUCAUUCCCAAAUGCAAAUUCAUUAAGAGGUUUUGAAGUAAUAGAUGACAUCAAAUCUCAAUUGGAGAUAAUGUGUCCUGGUGUUGUCUCUUGUGCUGACAUCUUGGCCGUUGCUGCAAGAGAUGGUAUUGCUGCUCUUGGUGGACAAAGAUGGAAUGUACUAUUAGGAAGAAGAGAUUCAACAACAGCAAGUUUAGCUGAUUCAAAUUCUGAUUUACCUGCUCCCUUUUUGGAUUUUGAUGGCCUUGUCUCUGCUUUUGAUAAGAAAGGUUUCACUACCCAAGAAAUGGUUACUUUAUCAGGUGCUCACACAAUAGGGCUAGUGAGGUGCAUAUUUUUCAGAGCAAGGAUAUACAAUGAAACAAACAUAGACCCUUCAUUUGCAGAAUCAAUGCAAGCAGCAUGUCCCUUUGAAGGUGGAGACAACAAUUUAUCUCCAUUUGACACCACUACCCCAUUUGUAUUUGACAAUGCUUUCUACCAAAACUUGGUUAUAAAUAAGGGUCUUGUACACUCUGACCAACAACUAUUUGGUAAUGGAACAUCCACAAAUACACAAGUAAGAGGAUAUAGUAGAAACAUGGGACGUUUCAAAAAAGACUUUGCAGUUGCUAUGUUCAAAAUGACUAAUCUUAGUCCACUUACUGGAACUGAUGGUCAGAUUAGGCUAAAUUGUAGGGUCAUCAAUACUACUCCAUCAAACACUACCACUACUACUUAAUUAUUUAUUAAUCACCAUACUAAAUAAUUGCUCAUGUCACAUGUGUGUAUUAUUAUAAUUCUUUCAAUUAAUAAUAAAUUGUCAUAAGUGCAAAUUAGUCAAUCACCAUACUGAAAUUCAUUUCGUUAAUUUGCACCAA
This is a messenger RNA of Cicer arietinum (chickpea), 1163 nucleotides long. Its product is annotated as cationic peroxidase 1-like. The record is from RefSeq and is a predicted model, not a curated record. Lineage: Eukaryota; Viridiplantae; Streptophyta; Magnoliopsida; Fabales; Fabaceae. Gene Ontology annotation, molecular function: heme binding; peroxidase activity. Gene Ontology annotation, biological process: response to oxidative stress; hydrogen peroxide catabolic process.